AUGACAGACAAAGCCUCGACGCCCGAUAUUACAAGGAGUGCUUCACCGGCUGAUCGCUCCAAGCCUUCUUCAGCUGAAGAUCCCGACACCGCUACCACUCGCAAAGAGUUUGAUAACACCAGAAUUUCAGAGCCCAACGCUGCUUCCGCCAUGUCUGCCUUGCAGGCCAGCUCCAAGCUCUCUGCCGACGGCGACAAGGCAACCCUAGAGCUGCCCGUUCCCGACAGCCAGAACGACAAGCUAAAGGAACAGCUCUCGUCGCCUAAGAAGAAGCGAGCGCACGACGAGGUAGAACCCAACAAGGACCCCGCCCAGGAUCCAAAUGGCGACGUUUCGCCCAUAGGCGCGAAUGGCUCUGCUGCUUUGAGCAGAACAGACCGACUAGAGCCCGAGAAGAAACGACACCGAGAUAUCUCCAGCGAGAUCAAGGCUGACGCUGCCGAGACCAAGGACUCUGCUGAGCCCAAAACCACAUCGACCAGUGGAAACACACCAGACGAGACAAAGGCACCCACUGAGAAGCCCACUACUACUUCCGACUCUGCCUUCAAGAGCUCGGGACUUUCAGGAUUUGCAGCGGCGUCUUCUUCUCCUUUCCUGGCUGCCGGUGCCAAGCCACUCACCUCGUUUGCCAGUGCUUCGGCAUCGCCGUCGCCAUUUGGCGCCUCGGCAUCAUCCAAGUCAAACACACCCUCGGUCUUUGGUUCAGGCAGCGCAGCCAAUGGCUCUUCGCCAUUUGGACAACUUGGCGCAGCUUCCAAACCUUUUGGGGGAAGUGCUUUCGGCGGUGGUUUCACCAGCACCUUUGGCAGCAGCAAGUUGACCUCGUUUGCUCAGCCGGGCGGAUCUCUCAAGAGCAGUAAGCCCGCAAAGGCAUUUGGAGCCCCGGAUAGUGACCCCGACUCGGAUGGAGAAGAUGAAGCAGAUGAUGCAGCCAGCACCACCCAAGGCGAUGCCGACAAGCAAGACAAAGAUGAGAAAGAGGGUGAGAGUGACACCAAGAAGACAAAGCUCCAGCGAGUGACGGUAGAUAAUGGCGAGGCGGGUGAGGCUACUAUCCUCCAGCUUCGCGCGAAGAUCUUUCAUCUGGACAAGGGAGCCACGGCCUGGAAGGAACGCGGUGCCGGCAACCUCAAGGUCAACGUUCCAAUUCAAUGUAUCGACACGGACGACAAUGGGCUGCCCAUUCCUGGCAGUUUCGACGCUUCCAGCCUAGAGGAUGGAGAUGUCAAAUCCGUCCGACUUAUUAUGCGACAGGACUCGACGCACAAGGUCAUUCUGAACACGACGCUUAUACCUGCCAUGACGUUCCAGGAAAAGCCUAUGAACAAGACUGUCUGCGUAUUGUUUACUGCCAUUGAAGGGGCGGGCGAGGCCAUCAGUGUCCAAUUAAAGAUGAACCCCGCAAAUGCUAAGAGCUUCCUCAACGAGGUCGGCAAGAUCCAACGCGAGCUUCAGUCGAAUUAG
Messenger RNA from Pestalotiopsis fici W106-1, 1467 nucleotides. RefSeq lists its product as uncharacterized. The record is from RefSeq and is a predicted model, not a curated record. NCBI's taxonomy places the organism in Eukaryota, Fungi, Ascomycota, Sordariomycetes, Amphisphaeriales, Sporocadaceae. Bases 1 to 1467 code for a protein of 488 amino acids. Gene Ontology annotation, molecular function: GTPase activator activity. Gene Ontology annotation, biological process: intracellular transport. The transcript has 4 exons. Gene Ontology annotation, cellular component: nuclear pore; cytoplasm.